Cebus imitator (Panamanian white-faced capuchin) is the source of this 2780-nucleotide messenger RNA. It is a transcript of the gene SLC41A2, whose product is annotated as solute carrier family 41 member 2. The transcript has 11 exons. The record is from RefSeq and is a predicted model, not a curated record. The coding region runs from base 304 to 2025 and encodes 573 amino acids. NCBI's taxonomy places the organism in Eukaryota, Metazoa, Chordata, Mammalia, Primates, Cebidae. Gene Ontology annotation, biological process: monoatomic cation transport. Gene Ontology annotation, molecular function: monoatomic cation transmembrane transporter activity. Gene Ontology annotation, cellular component: plasma membrane.
GGAAGACCUUGGUGUGGAGGCUGUCCUGCACUGCCACCUCAUCAUCUGAUGUGCUUCCAUGCCACCAGCUCAGGGUAGAGCGCUGCUUCUCUCUGGGGACAGGGGAAAGAAAAGGGUUUGUGGAUGAGUGCUCCAAAUUCAGUCCUUCUGUGGAACUUCUGAAGGUCUUUUAUUAGUGGAAAUAUUUUCUACACAAUGAAGUCAACAACUUAAUUUAAACCAGUGUUUGUGUGGCUCUGAUUCAUCUGCUGUGGUUCACGAAGCUUGAGAUCUAAGGAGUACAGGGUCUUUUGCAAUGACAAUAUGACUAAUAGUAAAGGAAGAUCUAUUACUGACAAAACAAGUGGUGGUCCAAGUGGUGGAGGAGGUUUUGUAGAUUGGACUUUAAGUUUAAACACAAUUCAAUCUGACAAGUUUUUAAAUUUACUCUUGAGUAUGGUUCCAGUAAUUUACCAGAAAAACCAAGAAGACAGGCACAAAAAAGCAAACGGCAUUUGGCAAGAUGGAUUAUCAACUGCAGUACAGACUUUUAGUAAUAGAUCUGAGCAACUCAUGGAGUAUCACAGUUUCUCAGAGCAGUCUUUUCAUGCCAAUAAUGGGCACGCAUCAUCAAGCUGUAGCCAGAAGUAUGAUGACUAUGCCAACUAUAAUUACUGUGAUGGAAGGGAGACUUCAGAAACCACUGCCAUGUUACAAGACGAAGAUAUAUCUAGUGAUGGUGAUGAAGAUGCUAUUGUAGAAGUGAGCCAAAAAUUACCAAAGGAAUCCAGUGGCAUCAUGGCAUUGCAAAUACUUGUGCCCUUUUUACUAGCUGGUUUUGGAACAGUUUCAGCUGGCAUGGUACUGGAUAUAGUACAGCACUGGGAGGUGUUCAGAAAAGUUACAGAAGUUUUCAUUUUAGUCCCUGCACUUCUUGGUCUCAAAGGGAACUUGGAAAUGACAUUGGCAUCCAGAUUAUCCACUGCAGUAAACAUUGGGAAGAUGGAUUCACCCAUUGAAAAGUGGAACUUAAUAAUUGGCAACUUGGCUUUAAAGCAGGUUCAGGCAACAGUAGUUGGUUUUCUAGCAGCUGUGGCAGCAAUUAUAUUGGGCUGGAUUCCAGAAGGAAAAUAUUACCUUGAUCAUUCCAUACUUUUGUGCUCUAGCAGUGUGGCAACUGCCUUCAUUGCAUCUCUUCUGCAGGGAAUAAUAAUGGUUGGGGUUAUCGUUGGUUCAAAGAAGACUGGUAUAAAUCCUGAUAAUGUUGCUACACCCAUUGCUGCUAGUUUUGGUGACCUUAUAACUCUUGCCAUAUUGGCUUGGAUAAGUCAGGGUUUAUACUCCUGUCUUGAGACCUAUUACUACAUUUCUCCAUUAGUUGGUGUCUUUUUCUUGGCUCUAACUCCUAUUUGGAUUAUAAUAGCUGCCAAACAUCCAGCCACAAGAACUGUUCUUCACUCAGGCUGGGAGCCUGUCAUAACAGCUAUGGUUAUAAGUAGCAUUGGGGGCCUUAUUCUGGACACAACUGUAUCUGAUCCAAACUUGGUUGGGAUUGUUGUUUACACGCCAGUUAUUAAUGGUAUUGGUGGUAAUUUGGUGGCCAUUCAGGCUAGCAGGAUUUCUACCUACCUCCAUUUACAUAGCAUUCCAGGAGAACUGCCUGAUGAACUCAAAGGUUGUUACUAUCCAUUUAGAACUUUCUUUGGUCCAGGAGUAAAUAAUAAGUCUGCCCAAGUUCUGCUGCUUUUAGUGAUUCCUGGACAUUUAAUUUUCCUCUACACUAUUCAUCUGAUGAAAAGUGGUCAUACUUCUUUAACAAUAAUCUUCAUAGUAGUGUAUUUAUUUGCUGCUGUGUUACAGGUAUUUACCUUGCUGUGGAUUGCUGACUGGAUGGUCCAUCACUUCUGGAGGAAAGGAAAGGACCCAGAUAGUUUCUCCAUCCCCUACCUAACAGCACUGGGUGAUCUGCUUGGGACAGCUCUGUUAGCCUUAAGUUUUCAUUUUCUUUGGCUUAUUGGAGAUCGAGAUGGAGAUGUUGGAGACUAAUAAAUCCUACAAACUGUGUCAAGUUACCAAGGAAGAAGAUACACUACAACCACUUAUGGCUCUUUUUCAAAACUCUUAAAUCAGUAGUUUGACUUUUGCCAGGGUAAUCGUCAGUUGGCCCUGAUCCAAUUAAAUGGCCUUAACUUUUUUUUUUUUUUUUAAGAAAUUUGUGUCAAACCAGAAUGAACAGUAUUUGUGCUGCUUUUCAUAGAAUAAAUGAUAAUCUGACAUAGACAUAGAUAUAAACUCCAGCUCUGAAAUUAAUUAGGAAAGAAUAUAGGAUGUUUACAGUGAGUAAUUUUAAAACCACAAACAUAGCAAAUGUACUUUAUUAUUAAGUUUGUAAUGCAGGAUUAGAAGCAGAGCUCUUAGCCUUUGUUGUCUCACAGAUGCGCUGUAUCCCAGGCAUACUAUAAAAUGAAGGGUGCCCAACCAAGCUUUGAAUCGUUUUAAUAUUGCCCACCUCUAUGCUAGCUGAGGAUCAAUUUACCAGUUGCUCCUAUUUAAACUGACCUAAAUAUGUUUUGCUGCGCAUAAGAUAAACUCACUUUUACCUCCAUAUAAAAUUACCUUGUGCCAAUGCCAAUUCAAUUUCAGUUCUGCAAGUUCUUGUCAGGCUAAUUGUUAAACAUAGAGUGAUCUCAGAAAUCUUUAAUGAAAGCAGUGGGUCAUUUUUUGAUCAUUGAUUUGUUGGAAAAAUGUUGAUGUGUUUUAGAAAAUGUAAUCUUCAAAAAAAGAAGAUAACCUGAGAUGCA